AUGGGCGAUCUUGCAGCAGCAAAAACGGAAGUAGAAAGACAAGUUGAUAACUACGUUCAGCCCGCCAUCCCGAGAUUCGAUGGUGACUAUGAUCAUUGGGCGAUGUUGAUAGAAAAUUUCCUUAGUUUAAAGGAGUUGUUUGAUAUGGUUGAGACGGGUUAUGUAGAGACAAAUGAAGGCGAGUUAGAAGAGACUUUGAAAUUCUCCAAAUGCAAAAAGGGAGAAAUGAUGAAUGGUUAUAUUAGCAAGGUUAUGAGUCUUGCAAGUAAAAUGAGAAUGCAUUGUGAUUCAAUCACAGAUGUUGCGGAUGUAGAAAAAAUUUUGCAAUCUCUAAUUCCAAAAUUCGAUUACAUUAUAUGUUCUAUUGAAGAAGCAAACAACGUCGAAGAUAUGCAAAUAGAUGAACUUCAAAGCUUCUUGCUAGUGCAUGAGCAGAAGCUUAAUCGCACGAGUGCAAUAGAGGAGAUGACAACCUUAAAAAUAUCCACACCAGGUGAAACUUCAAGUUCCAGAGGUAGAGGGCAAAGAAGAGGCAAAGGUUGUGGAAGAGGUAGUCGAGAAAGAAGUGGAGGUGAUGGCAGGUCAGCAGAUCUAGUCAGAGACGAUUAUGAUAACAAAGGCAAGAGACAUUUUGACAAGUCUAAGGUGGAAUGCUACAGAUAUGAAUGCCUUGGACAUUACAAGAAUGAAUGCUAUACCAGGCUCCAAAAGGAGAAAAGAGAUCAAUCCAACAUUGCGGAGAAAAGAGAAGAAGAAACAUUGUUAAUGUCAUUUCAUGAUAUCAAGGUUGCAGAUUAA
Molecule: messenger RNA, 798 nt
Organism: Cucurbita pepo subsp. pepo (vegetable marrow)
Lineage: Eukaryota; Viridiplantae; Streptophyta; Magnoliopsida; Cucurbitales; Cucurbitaceae
Source: RefSeq, a predicted model, not a curated record